Molecule: messenger RNA, 3017 nt
Organism: Oldenlandia corymbosa var. corymbosa
Lineage: Eukaryota; Viridiplantae; Streptophyta; Magnoliopsida; Gentianales; Rubiaceae
Source: the annotation of a GenBank genome assembly
CUAGCACAGUCUACCUCAUCCUCACCGUCGUUUUGAGCCGUCGGAGUAUGGGCUAGUUUUGAAGCUAUUGAAUUGUGUUCACAGUCGGAGUAAAGGCUAAUUUUGCUGCUAUUGAAUUGUGUUCACUUCUGAUGUGUGUUGUUGUGUGUGGAUAAAAAGGUUUCCAAUUACUAGAUUAAAGGGCAAAUGUGUAACUCAUUCCAUAAAAAGUCAAAUCGGACAAUAAUUUUGGGACAAAUUUUUUUUGUUAAAGUGGACAAUAAUUAUGGGACGGAGGGAGUAUAAUUUUUUAUCCUCUCCUUUUUGGGGAUGACAACAAGUUGUGUGUGUUUUUCCUUGUUGCAAUAAUGACAGCCGGUUUAGAAGUCAAUCCGACCCAAUCCGGUCCGAGUCGGUGGGGUUUUUUUUUUUCAACAUUACCAAAAAGUCCUCACACUUUCCAAACGCACUAAUAAACACACAACAAACAACAAGCUGACAAACAUACCCUGCAAAGACGCCUCCUUUUUUAAUUUUCCCCUCAUUUCUCUCCCUCUCUCUCUCUCUUUCUCCGGCAACUCUCGCCGGAAAAUUCUCCGUCGUUCUCCGACGCGAGCCUUCAUCCAUGGCUGCGAACAACCAACCACCUCACGAAGGAUACACCACCGAUGACUUCCUCGAGCAAAUUCUCCAAAUCCCUUCUUAUUCCGGCUUGCCGGUAAAUGACGUCGGCAGCUCAUCGGACACCGCUUCACUCACCUCAGCUGUCUCUCAGCUUAGCUCCGUUGCUGGCGGUGGUUUACAUCAUCAUCCGCAGCUGUUUCCCUUGGGAUUGAGCUUGGAUAGCGGCCGUGACGACGAAAGAGAAUCGUUGAAUAUGGGCAACCUGUAUCCUGGCUUUGAACAGUUACAGCCUCAUGGAAUUCGGCAUACCGCUCCUCCGGUUCAACAGGCUUUUCAAGGCCAACCAACACAGAGCACUGCUGUGACCGUGCCACACCCACCUAGCAUUAGGCCAAGGGUUCGUGCUCGGAGGGGGCAAGCAACUGAUCCCCAUAGUAUAGCUGAGCGGUUACGCAGAGAAAGGAUAUCCGAGAGAAUAAAGGCUUUGCAAGAACUUGUUCCUAGCUGUAACAAGACAGAUAGAGCUGCGAUGCUUGAUGAGAUCCUAGAUUAUGUGAAAUUCUUAAGGCUUCAAGUUAAGGUGGGAUCGAGUCAGUUAUGCAAUCAUUUAAAAUAGCUCGUUCUUUGACUUAUCGUCUCUGUUACUAUGCUUAAAUGUUUGUCAUUUUUGUCUCAGAAAGUUAGUUCAAUCAGAAUAUGAGUGAAGAAAGUUAGUUCAUUUAUGUGAGCUAAGCAUUUGAUAUAAUGGUACCAUCAUUUUGUGGACAGAGAAGUAUAAAAUAUAGUUACUUUUAACUUUCAAGACGUGGUUAGUGGAAAUCCAGGGUAACUGAGAGGAUUUAAUGGAAUAGGUCAUAUUGUUUGUGCAAGAUUUGAAAUUUGAUUCCGGUGUCAUCUGUUUGUGUAAACCUGAUAGAGUUUUCUGGACACACUAGUUUAUUUGUUAUGCUGACUUUAUUUCUUCAUCAAUGAUUUUCUUGAGCAGGUAUUAAGCAUGAGUAGGCUUGGGGGGGCUGGUGCAGUGGCACAGCUUGUUGCUGAUAUUCCGCUGCAUCCUGUUGAGGUAUUUCCUAGGGAUAAUUUUUAUUUUUUUUUUUGAUGGAUGACCGUUGAGCUCAUGAUAGGUGCACAUUUCCCAAGUUUUAAUGUUUUUUUCUAACCUAAAUUUGGUUCUCCACCUGUAGGACAACCAGCAAGUUUGGGAGAAAUGGUCCAAUGAAGAAACUGAAAGAGAAGUAGUUAAGCUUAUGGAAGAAGAUGUUGGUGCCGCAAUGCAGUUUCUUCAGUCAAAGUCACUUUGCAUCAUGCCAGUGUCACUUGCAGCACUAAUAUAUCCUACGCUCCAAUCAGAUGACCCUUCACUUGUGAAGGCCGAACCGACAGCCCCUUCAUGAAGGCUAGUUUCUUAAAGUUAUCUUUAGAGCUCCCUAUUUCAACCCAUUAUGUCGUUUUCAAUCUACCAUUAGUCUCUUCCGGUCCAUGGCAAUGCAUUCUUUGUCAGAUGCCAUAUAUAUGUUACUGCCUUCUUUUGGUCUGUCUAUUUUGCCCUGGAGCUCUAUUGGAUAAGAAAUGAUGUCAUACCCUCAUAAAGCUUGACCAGUUGUGGUAUUAGGUCUGUAUUAAAUUGCUUAAUGGAGGGAUUAUGUACCAAAAAGUCAUAAAAGUUCAAAUAUUUAUUCCCCCCUUUUUAGGUGUGUGGGAUUGUGGGGGAUGAUCCUCUUUGUAGUUUGUGGAUAGUGGGCGUCGGAGCCGUGAAAAUGAUCGGCUACUUGUAAUUAUAACCUAUUGUAAGAUUAAUUGGAAUAUGCUUAGUAGUAGUAGUACCUGAUUGAUGAAACUCCCUUGCUUCGUUGCUCUUUACUUCUUGAUAUGAGACGCUGGUAGUGAGCAUGACACCUUGUGUUCCUAUUUGUCUCCGACAACAGCGAGAUUACUACCCUUUCCCAAGGGUUCUUGUUUCUUUAUUCGGAUACUUUCCAGUUACUGGGCUGCAAUUCUAAGCUGCAAUUCUAAGCAGAUCUCGAUGCCAUCAUCAGUAAAACACCAUUUCAGAACUCAGAAGUUUCUGUUUUCUUGGGAUGCUUUUUAUAUACCCUGAGAACUCAUUGUUGAGCCACUCAUCCUAUAGGCCGUUCCCCUUGUUUUUUUAGCCCACUCUUGGUACCUAAUGACCUAAGUCACCUAACCCAAGUUACAUUUCUGUCACCUGUGUGUUUGGAGGUCAAUCAAUAUAGACCAAAUGAGAACUCUGUCAAGGAGAAUUGUCCUUCAAAAGGGGCUUGCUUGGUUCAAUUUGGGAUUAUUCAAAAACAGCAAAUAAUUUUUUAUUUUUUAUUUUUUGAAAAAAAAAUUGUUGGGACUUGGGACAUGGGUACGGAAUAUUACAAAAAGGAGGACUAAUUAGAACUAUUGUG